This is a messenger RNA of Penicillium brevicompactum, 1155 nucleotides long. Its product is annotated as mannosyltransferase complex subunit MNN9. Bases 1 to 1155 code for a protein of 384 amino acids. Gene Ontology annotation, molecular function: alpha-1,6-mannosyltransferase activity. Lineage: Eukaryota; Fungi; Ascomycota; Eurotiomycetes; Eurotiales; Aspergillaceae. Gene Ontology annotation, biological process: protein N-linked glycosylation; cell wall mannoprotein biosynthetic process. The record is from RefSeq and is a predicted model, not a curated record. Gene Ontology annotation, cellular component: mannan polymerase complex. The transcript has a single exon.
AUGGCCGUUGCACGCUCAAUGCGCCGCACGAGCCCAAUCAGCCUCCUGCUAGCCGCCCUCCUAGCAUUUGGCUUCAUCUGCUUCAUGCUCUCCCCUUCAACCCCCGCCACUCCCGAACCCGCUACCUCACAACAACGUCAGCAAAACGCAGCCGAACACCCUCUCUCCCCACCAACCAAACCAUUCUUCAAAUCUCAAGCCGUUCGUCCAGAUGGCCACAAAGCUGCUCCUCCAGUCGUCCACUAUGACCUCAACUCCCUAACCAGCACCGCCAACUCCGUCGCAAACAGCGAGCGCGUCCUCAUCCUCACCCCGCUAGCGCGCUUCUACCAAGGAUACUGGGACAAUCUAGAGAAACUGAGCUAUCCACACGAACUCAUCUCUCUCGGCUUCAUAGCUCCCAAGACGGCGGAUGGAAAUGCCGCGGUUGCGAGGCUCGAAAAGGCAAUUGCCAAGACGCAGUCCGGUCCGAUCGAUAACCGCUUCGCUAGUAUUAGUAUCCUGCGCCAAGACUUCGAGCCUCCUUUGACGUCGCAGGAUGAAAAAGUUCGACAUGAGAUGUCCGCUCAGAAAGAGAGACGGGAAUCAAUGAGUCGGGCGAGAAAUAGUCUUGUUUUCACGACUCUUGGCCCGGCGACUUCUUGGGUUCUUUGGUUGGAUGGUGAUGUUGUUGAGACGCCUGCGUCGCUGAUUCAAGAUUUGACUAGCUACGACCAGCCUGUUGUUGUGCCGAAUUGUUUCCAGCGGUACUAUGAUAAGGGGAAGAAGAAGUGGGAUGUCAGACCUUAUGAUUUCAAUUCUUGGAUUGAUAGUCAGACUGCGCAGAAUAUUGCUGCUACUAUGGGUCCUGAUGAGAUCUUGCUGGAAGGGUAUGCUGAGAUGCCGACUUAUCGCACACUCAUGGCUUAUUUGCCUGAUAUGAAGAAGCUUGAUCCUAGGAAGAUGGUGGCUUUGGACGGUGUGGGUGGAACAGCUUUGAUGGUCAAAGCCGACGUGCACCGUGACGGAGCCAUGUUCCCUGCGUUCCCAUUCUUCCAUCUCGUUGAGACAGAGGGCUUUGCCAAGAUGGCGAAGAGAUUGGGAUACGAGGUUAUUGGUAUUCCAGAUUACUUCGUAUGUAUCUUCUAUUCAGGGACCGAGGAUCUUGCCAACUAA